UUUUUGCUCCUUAUAUCUCUCUCGAUCGUCUCCGCUUCAUCAGGGGCCUUUGAUAUUGGAGCACCACUUUCGGUGCCCUAGAUUCUCUCUCUGAAAAUAUCUAAUCCCCCGCUCUCUACCCCCUUAUCGCCGAUCCUCAAUCGUAGCUUCGAAAAUGGCGAACGCAGCGUCGGGGAUGGCGGUGAACGAUGAAUGCAAGCUGAAGUUCUUGGAGCUAAAGGCGAAGAGGACAUACCGCUUCAUAGUGUUCAAGAUCGACGAGAAGCUGAAGCAGGUGAUGGUCGAAAAGGUCGGCGAACCUGUCGCAACCUACGAGGACUUCACUGCUGCCCUCCCCGACGACGAGUGCCGAUAUGCGGUCUACGACUUUGACUUCGUGACCGAAGAGAACUGCCAGAAAAGCAAGAUCUUUUUCAUUGCAUGGUCCCCUGAUACCUCACGAGUGAGGAGCAAGAUGCUUUAUGCCAGUUCAAAGGACAGGUUCAAGAGGGAGUUGGACGGUAUCCAAGUGGAGCUGCAAGCAACCGACCCAACUGAGAUGGGUCUUGAUGUCAUCAGCGGCCGCGUCAAAUAAGUAUGUUAUUUCACUCGGCAGGUCCUCCCUGCAGUUUAUAUGGUUGUUUUGAUGGAAUGUUAAGAGUCUUGUGAGAUGCAUGACCUACUAGAUAUCGCAUGUGCUUGUUGAUCAGCGUAUUAUGUCACAACUGUAUUUGUGAACGAAACAAGUUUGUUUUGGCUUUCAUCAUGAUUUGGUUUAUUUUGUGAAGAGUGUCUGCUUGUAGCAUGACGACGACAUGCUAUUCAUAUGUAACAGUUUUAAGGGCCUAUCAGGUUAGGCGUUUUCUUUCUUUUCAUUUUGCAUUUGUUUCACAUUGGAAUUAAUGCUAUUAUCAUGGCUGGUAUGAAUUUGGAGUUGUAAUGUAUA
Messenger RNA from Asparagus officinalis (garden asparagus), 925 nucleotides. Its product is annotated as actin-depolymerizing factor 7-like. Gene Ontology annotation, molecular function: actin filament binding. Gene Ontology annotation, biological process: actin filament depolymerization. The coding region runs from base 155 to 574 and encodes 139 amino acids. Gene Ontology annotation, cellular component: cytoplasm; actin cytoskeleton. NCBI's taxonomy places the organism in Eukaryota, Viridiplantae, Streptophyta, Magnoliopsida, Asparagales, Asparagaceae. The record is from RefSeq and is a predicted model, not a curated record. The transcript has 3 exons.